This is a messenger RNA of Strigops habroptila (Kakapo), 5256 nucleotides long. It is a transcript of the gene ERO1B, whose product is annotated as endoplasmic reticulum oxidoreductase 1 beta. Bases 342 to 1742 code for a protein of 466 amino acids. NCBI's taxonomy places the organism in Eukaryota, Metazoa, Chordata, Aves, Psittaciformes, Psittacidae. The record is from RefSeq and is a predicted model, not a curated record. Gene Ontology annotation, cellular component: endoplasmic reticulum membrane; endoplasmic reticulum. The transcript has 16 exons. Gene Ontology annotation, biological process: protein folding in endoplasmic reticulum. Gene Ontology annotation, molecular function: FAD binding; thiol oxidase activity; protein-disulfide reductase activity.
GCUGCGCGCGCGCGGACUACGGUUCCCGGGGUGCCGCGCGGCGGCCGAAGGAGCGGCGGCCGGUGCCGGCGGCGGCUGCGCGCGAGGAGCGUGCGCGCAUCGGUGCUGUGGCGCGGCGGCGGGAGCGCGCAGGCAGGUUGAGGUGAGCGCGGCGCCCCCGCCCGACGGGUCCCGCCGCAAGCAGGAGCGGCCGCGCCGGGAGGAGCCGCUGCCACCGGCGCUGUCUCUCAGCUCGUUCGUCUCCUUCCUGUGGCGGCAGCGGCUGCUGCGCGGCGGGGCGAGGGCCGCCCUCCCCCGUCGGCCGCGGCGGGCGGAGCGGCGGCAGCAGCAGCAGCAGCAGCAUGAGUGGCAGCGGUGCUGUCCGGAGCACAGCGGUGAGGGCACGGGUGGCAGCGCGGCUGCUGGCGGUGCUCGGCUGCGUCCUGACAGCGAAGGCCCAGCUCACAGGAGUCCUAGAUGAUUGUUUGUGUGACAUAGAAAGCAUCGAUGACUUCAAUACUUUCAAGAUCUUCCCUAAAAUACAGAAACUGCAAGAACGUGAUUACUUCAGAUAUUACAAGGUCAACCUGAAGAGACCAUGCCCAUUUUGGGCUGACGAUGGCCAUUGUUCUAUCAAAGAUUGUCAUGUAGAGCCUUGUCCUGAGAGCAAAAUACCUGUAGGAAUUAAGGCUGGGAGCUCUAAUAAGUAUUCAAAAGCGGCAAAUAAUUCCAAAGAGUUGGAAGACUGUGAACAAGCUAACAAACUGGGAGCAGUUAACAGUACCUUAAGUAACCAAAGUAAGGAGGCUUUCAUUGACUGGGCAAGAUACGAUGAUUCACAGGAUCAUUUUUGUGAACUUGAUGAUGAGAGAUCUCCAGAUGCACAGUAUGUGGAUUUGCUGCUGAAUCCAGAACGUUACACUGGAUACAAGGGGCCCUCUGCUUGGAGAGUGUGGAACAGCAUCUAUGAAGAAAACUGCUUCAAGCCCCGAUCUGUCUACCGUCCUUUAAAUCCACUGGCGCCUAGUAGGGGAGGAGAUGAUGGAGAAUCUUUCUACACAUGGCUAGAAGGUCUUUGCCUUGAGAAAAGAGUGUUUUAUAAACUCAUUUCUGGACUUCAUGCUAGCAUCAACUUGCAUCUGUGUGCAAAUUAUCUUCUUGAAGAAACGUGGGGGAAGUCUUGCUGGGGACCAAAUGUGAAAGAGUUUACUCGCCGCUUUGACCCUGUUGAAACAAAAGGAGAAGGACCAAGGAGGCUCAAAAAUUUAUAUUUCUUGUAUUUGAUAGAGCUGCGUGCUUUGUCAAAGGUUGCACCAUACUUUGAGCGUUCCGUUGUUGACCUUUACACUGGAAAUGGCCAUGAGGAUGCUGAAUCUAAAGCUCUCUUACUAGAUAUCUUCAGGGACACCAAGUCCUUCCAUAUGCACUUUGAUGAAAAGUCCAUGUUUGCUGGAGAUAAAAAAGGAGCCAAGUCAUUAAAGGAAGAAUUCAGAUUGCAUUUCAAGAACAUAUCCCGCAUAAUGGAUUGUGUUGGAUGUGACAAAUGCCGGCUGUGGGGCAAACUACAGACUCAAGGCUUAGGAACUGCUCUGAAAAUCUUGUUUUCUGAGAAGGAAAUAAAGAGCCUUCCUGAGAAUAGCCCAUCAAAAGGUUUUCAACUCACACGUCAAGAAAUAGUUGCUCUUGUAAAUGCCUUUGGAAGGCUUUCCACAAGUAUAAAAGAGCUGCAGAAUUUUAAAGUUUUAUUACAGCAAACAAGGUAAUGAAGGCCUUUGCACAACUCAUUAGUGAAGACCAUUUACAUGACUGCGUUGAGCAGAAGGAACUGAUCCUUACAGGACUCACAUGAACUGAAAAAAGUAAAAACAAAUACCAACUUGAAUAUUUAUGUUUAAGCUACGAAUGGUUAUUAAUUAGAAAAGAUAUUUAUGAAUGAAAUAUAUGGUUUUUAAAUGUGUAAAUUAUGCUGAUCUGUUUAUUUUUAAGUUCUCUGCUCCCAGUCUGUUGUACUGAAACUUCCUAAAUGUUCUUGAUUUCCUUGUCUUUCUGAGACAGUUGUUUUAUAUGAAAACAUAGGGACCUCUCCGCUGACUUGGCCGGUUCUGAGGGAGGCUGUUUGCCUCUCUCCAGCACCGAGCUUCAGUGUACCCUGAGGAUGGGGCUCUGCUGAUUCGGGCUGUCGGAAAGAUGAAAGGAGGGGGAAAAAAACUAAAAAAAGAAAAAAAGAAGUGGGGCUCCUGUUGAGUUCUGACUUCUCACUGCGAUGGGAAACUUACUUAAUAGGAAAUUUACUGAGCAGAAAAUUGCGUUUCAUACCGAGCUCUAUUGCCUCAUGCUGAGAGCCUUUUUCCUCCUUCCGUGCUGCUUUUCACAAUUUCCUUUUUUCUUUCAAACGCCGGCCGUGUCUGUGGUGCAGCACAGCUCACAGUGACUCUGCGGCAGCCCCUGGGCUACCUGCCCUUGCCUGCGGGUGCGGGGCUCAGGAGGGGAGGUGCUUAGUGGAGCGCUGGCAAGCCUCAGUCGAUCAAAUUCGCUUCCACACCAUUUUGUUUUCUAGGUUGUAAUCCCAGGUUCAGUCUCCAGAAACGGUCUUUUUGGUGUCUGAAAUGUUAAAAUAGCACAUUUCAAUCUUCGAGCUGUGGCAAUAGAUUUGCUCUUUAUGGGUUAUGUUUUAGUGCUGCACUUAUAAGGCCAGUGCAAAAUUAAGAACUUGUUUUUGUAGUCACUUUUAAAAAAAGAUCCUUUCUAAAAUUCAGUCACGCUGACAUCUAACACUGCAUGAUCUAUCUAUGCAAUCCCUAACUAUCUUCUUUAAAAGGAUAUUCAGCAUAAAAAAACGGGUAUGUUAAUAACAUAACAUUCAUAAAAUAAGAAAUUACUCAUGUAUCGUUGUCCACAGCUGUCAAUGAUAACUUACCAUUGUCCAAAACAGAAUCCAGAAACUGAUUAGUAGCAACCAAAUGUUGGUUUAAUUUAAAAUGAAGUAAUAAAUUGUUCUAAACCAGCAUGUUUCAAAGUGAGGUUAUGAAUGUGGGAAGUGCUGGUACAGUGUAGAUACAUCUCUUGUUUUUCAAAGUAAGUCUUCAUAAAAUAAAGUGCUCUUAAACAUUUUUCACUCUACCAGAUAUUUAGUGACCUGUUUAUAUAAUUGAUUGUAACUGUAUUGGCUUGAAUAAUGUGGUCUUUUACAGCUGACAUUGUCUGAAAGCUGGAAUAUGCUCCAUGUCCUUUGUUUCCAGACUAGCUUCAAACUUCUACCUGCCUGGAAAUGAGAUAGACCAUUCUGCUGACACUUGCUACUAGAAAGAAUACUGUCGUUAAAGAAGGUCAACCCUCUUCAGGCAAACUGGGAUAAGGGGAAAAAAAAGAGGAAAAAGAACCCCAAACAAACCAGCAAACAACCCCCCCAAGUUUUGGCAGUAGCUGCACAAUUUGGCAAUGAACUGGUAUCCAGUGGGAAGUUUCUGUUUAAGCCAGUAGUUAACUUGACGUGGUGGUAGAGAAAGCUGAUGCCAGUCUUACCUGGCAGCCUUUCUUGCCUGUGGGCACCCAUCUAUGUCUGAGCAUGUCACCACAGGCUUCCUCUUUCUAGUUAGUGGAGAAGAGCAGGUGAUUUCUAGGUGGAUUCAUCUGGCUUAUUCUGAACUCUCUAUUUGCACCCUGGAGUUCAUUUUUCUCCAUUAAAUUGAAGUGGGAAUCUGGGUAACGCUCAGAUGUGAAUAGCUGUGUUUGGUAAACGAGUUACACCCCAAAUAGCUAACUCCUCUGAGUAACUGUGUAUAUUGAAAGAGUGUAGUUCUCAGUUGGCCAUUAAUUCCUUGCCUUUUGGAUUGACCUGCAAGGCCUAGAACCUGUAGGCUCACUUGUGUGAAGAACACUGUAUAGUUGGGAUUUAUCUGUAGUGUCAUGUAUUAUAGUGCUUAAAGCUUUAGGCAGGAUUUUCUAGUUGAAAAGCAAGUGUUUGUGCUGCCCCCAGAAUUGUUUCUUCCCUUUUUCCCCUUGCUUUGUGGGGAAAGUGAACUGCUUCCAACCUUCUUCUGGGGGUGCAACUUGCUACUUUUCUUUCUUUUCCACCUGUGCCUGGCUAAAAUCUACAGACACUGAAGCAGCAUCACGUGCUAGCAUCAUGCUCUUGCUCAUGGGAUGGGAAUGAUCCUGGGCACCUGCUCCUUGCAGCCGUCAUUGGCACGCUGCAGGCAAGGUUAAUGCCAUUGGGUAAGGACAUAGAGAUAGGAAGCUUUUCUUCUUUUCUUUUGUCUCGUGAAAACACAGGGUGCAACUGACCAGCAAAUUCUGUGUGUGUGUAAGUUCUGUUGCAUUUGAAGGUACAUCUGGCUUGGUAGUCAAAUGAGGAAGGCGUUUCACUUCACUGUCAUUGUAGGAAUAGGGCACAAGAUCUUUCCUGUUACAAAUCUAGUUGAAAAAGUUUUCCUGUCACCAUGUUUUUUACUGUAUUUGAUGUACAUUGUGUGACUCUGCUGCCUAUGAAGUUUUUUGCCAUGCGAGUCGGAUGACUUAGUUCUUUAUAUGUUAAAUUUUAGAAACUUACAGAUCUGUUUUUAUACUAAAGAACAAGGUUAGUUACACCGCCCGUCACUUGUAAACUGUUCUAAAUUCCAGCUCCCUGUUGGAGAUCAGCUUGUCAACAUUGCCGUUCAUUUCAGAGUAAAAGUACGUUUCCUUGAACAAAUGACCCGAUGAUUGUAAUCCCAGAGGUAGCGAGAAGACAAAGACAGAGCACGUUUCCUUCUUCCCAAGCCGUGAAGGCUUAUGUGAAAUGGUAAAAAAGACUUGGUGGAAAGCGCAUAGGUAGAACGUAGGGUGCUGUUGCCGAGCAACUUCCUCUUCAGUGCCUGAGGAGGAAGGUGAGAAUAUAGAUGUAAACCAGUGACAUAGACUUGUGUAAGCUGGGCUAGGAGGAGAGGUUCCCUCCUUCAGCUGGAGAUUGUGCUGUGUGUCAUUGUACGUGCAUGAAAUACACUGUGCCGCGCUUUCUGGAGUUGGUUUGGACGGUUGGGUUGCCUUUAUCUGACCUUGCUUUGUGCUUUUCUGGGAAAUGACCUGUAAUAUGUUGUAAAUAAUCUAGAUGCUUACGUUUAUAAAGUAGCAAUCAGCAAUUCAUCACCUGACAAUUCCUCCAUAUAGCUAGCCUAGGAAAAUGUAAUAUUUAUUAAAACCGGAAUCAAUGUUGGAACUGCUUACUUGAGAUCUAAACACUUCCCAAUCUUUGCUAUGUUUGAAUCGAUCAAAUGCAAAUUAAAGUAUUUUCUGCUACAA